AUUCCGACCUGUUUUCUGUCUAUAUUAAGUUUAGCAGGUGCCCUCUCUCAUUACACAGGUUUAUUAGGUAUUUCUACGGUUUUCCGAAAUGAAAAUAUUUCUCCUUUUAGUCGUUAUUGCUUACUCACAGGCUUUUCUCUUUGACGACCUGUUCGGGUCUCAGUGUAAGACUGACGCCGACUGCCGCUCUGGUUGUUGUAUGACGGACGUGUUCGGUGAUAAUGCUUGUGUAGAAAAGUAUCUCCACUAUCUACAGGAAUGUCGUCUUGAUGGAAACGAGCACCACAGCUGUGGAUGUGGACACGGUCUUUACUGUGAAACAUACGCAAAUAUUCACGGCGCAGCUGUAGAAACACCGCACGUUGGCGCUUCUGGCUAUGGUUUGUGUGAGCACAAUGUGACUACUACAGCAUGAUCGACAGAUGCAAAAUAAAGCAUUUUCGAC
Molecule: messenger RNA, 445 nt
Organism: Saccostrea cuccullata (small rock oyster)
Lineage: Eukaryota; Metazoa; Mollusca; Bivalvia; Ostreida; Ostreidae
Exons: 3
Coding region: 89-415 (108 amino acids)
Source: RefSeq, a predicted model, not a curated record